This is a messenger RNA of Brienomyrus brachyistius, 1805 nucleotides long. It is a transcript of the gene snx24, whose product is annotated as sorting nexin 24. Lineage: Eukaryota; Metazoa; Chordata; Actinopteri; Osteoglossiformes; Mormyridae. The transcript is spliced from 7 exons. Gene Ontology annotation, molecular function: phosphatidylinositol phosphate binding. The coding region runs from base 158 to 676 and encodes 172 amino acids. The record is from RefSeq and is a predicted model, not a curated record.
UGGCGUCAGACGCAGCCGCGAUCACAUGGUUUUCAAAUCACGUGACCCAUGGGGAGUCCGCGAUGGCUAGAUAUGAACCUCUUCGUUGAGGGAUCCUGAACGGAGGCGUGAGCCGAGUAUUUAUUCGCACCAUAUCAGUAACCGCGUUAAUUUCAGUAUGCAUCCUGUAAUGGUGUGUAUCCCUUCCUUCCGAUCGGAAGACAGCACGAUGGAGAAAGGCUACACGGUGUUCAAGAUCGAGGUGCUGAUGAGCGGGCGGCAGCACACCGUGGAGAAGCGCUACAGCGAGUUCCAUGCGUUGCACAAAAACUUGAAGAAGGUUAUGAAGCCACCUGAAAUACCAUCCAAACAUGUCCGCAAUUGGGUUCCCAAGGUUCUGGAGCAGAGACGUCUUGGUCUGGAACAGUACUUGCAGACAAUAAUCAUGGAGAACGACGUCCUUCCAAAGAUAUUUCUAGACUUUCUCAAUAUUCGCCACUUUCCUUCCUUGCCGAAGACGGAGAGUUGUGGAUCCCUUGAAGCAGAAUCGGAAGAAUCCAGUAAACUAUCCCAUCAGCCUGUCCUGCUGUUCCUGAGGGACCCAUACGUUUUGCCAGCUGCCAAUGAUACAUUUUCAAAUGUGAUCAUAGAGGGUGUGAUUCAUGGAAUAUUUUUCCCCGACCUGCAGCCAAGGUAGAUCAGACAAUGAUCUUCAGGACCGAUUCGGAUUUUUCAGCAAAAGGGAUUAAACAACAUUGCAGCAUGUCGGGGUUUACAUGUAGAAGUACAUACAUGUAUUUUACCAUAUUCUCCUUAUCCACAAAGGGGUUUUCAUAACAGAUGUGUAUAUUUCCAGCAGAUGUAAUAAUGUGAAUAAUGAGAUGAAACUGACCCAUCGAUUUGAUGAUGGCUUUGCUUCAAAUGAAACAAAACCAGCGAUUCACGCUUCAUUUUUCUAUGAACUGACGUGCACUGUGUUAAAUGUCAUGCUAACAGGCCUGUUUUUUUUUGUUUUGUUUUAACUCACAAGGAAGAUGAUAAUCUGUUUUUAACACAAAUGAAAAUAAUGGAAUUUACAAGGGAACUGGUUGUGUGUGAUUUAAUCGUUAUUGUUGUUGAGAACACAUGGGUUGUGUAGCGGGAGCUCUGGUCUCCAGUUGGAGAGGUAGAGUUGAGGCAGCUGGACGGAUGUGUUACUGUUGCUGUUACUGCCUUGUUUUGUAAAUGCGUGAGUAUCUGUAAUCAAACGCCAGUCAAAGUUGCACACUGAUUUAAACGUGAUGCAUUAAUUCUUUGGAACAGUAAUACUCACACACGGUGCUGCUUUUGACAUGCGCCGGUUAAUUAUCCUUGAAUGCACACGGUCAUCCUGAAAGGCGUUUGUCGCCCAUGCACAUCUGGGAGAUGGACAAACACCGUUCGUCGUCAAAGGGACUGCAUUUUGGAGCCCUGAGUUGAUGUAAUGUCACAGUUUGUAUAGAUUCUGAGAAGUUCGAAAACGGAUGUCGUAGAUGUGUGGUUACAUGGAGACACGCGGCAUUGCCGAUUCAUUGGCAUGUUGUGCGUAUUUUAAGUGGUCAUAAAAAAGUGAUAUUUCAGAACACUAGCCUACUGAUAUGUCUUACACUCCAACAUUCUUGUCCCGACCUAGUAAUGUUAACUUUUGUUUUCAAAGGGACAGGUGCGAUCCGUUAUCUAUGGGACACUGAUGUGAUGUGAUGCUUAUGUACCCAAGACUAACAUUUAACUUUUAGCACUUUAACCAUGUGCAGGACUAUGUAAAGGUGAAUAAAUAGAAGAGAGCAAUAAAAUAUAAAAUAAACGUC